AUAAAUCAUCCAUGUCUUUUAAAAAGAGUGGUAACUUCCAAGUGUUUAUCAUUUUCCGUAAGACCUUUACAGUAGAAUUUUGUACCGGAAGUAGAGAGUGUAAACAGACGCGCGCCGUCGUUACCCGCGACUGUCAGUGAUGAAACAGUGUUUCCUUGUACCAAACUAAUGUUUCCCUCACUUCCACAGGGAUGCAUCACUUAAACGGCCUUCGCUAGGUUUAGUCGAUCAGACCGCAGUAAUAAAUCCAGCAGAAACUGAACCCAGAGACCCGGCUGCAGGAGGGAGAGUCGCGGGGAAGAAGCGCGAUGCCGCGGCGGAAGAGACCAAACCGGGUUUUGAUGUUUUUGACACUUAAGAGAAAUGUGGGCAGUAGCUCUGAAGGUACAGAGGAUUCAGACUUCUCCGCGGAGCACACAGACAGCUCAGAGAGUGACGCCCACGCAGUGAGAAACACCCGCCUCACUCGCUCCUCACUGCGUCUCAGCCGCAACUCACAAGAUUCCAGUCCUGUGGGGAACCCGUCUGCCCCAGUUUCAGAGGAGGUGGUGAACUAUUCCACCCGUCGCGUGACUCGCAGUCAACAGCAGGGGGUGUCAGUCUUGCCCAAGAAAUACCCCUUGCGACAGAGUCGCUCUUCUGGCUCAGACACGGAGCAGCAUGGGGAAAUCUCAGAGAGGGACAUUAAGGAAAGUGCAGACCAUGAUGAGUCCCCACCCAGGACGCCCACAGGCAACGCUCCUUCCUCUGAGUCUGACAUUGACAUGUCCAGCCCAAAUGUGUCUCAUGAUGAGAGUCUGGCAAAGGAGCUGUCUCUGAAAGAAUCCAGCCUUGCUCACCGGCCCAAACGCCGACGCUUUCAUGAGAGCUACAACUUUAACAUGAAAUGCCCAACACCUGGUUGUAAUUCACUUGGACAUUUAACCGGGAAACAUGAAAGGCACUUUUCAGUAUCUGGAUGUCCACUGUACCAUAACCUUUCAGCAGAUGAGUGUAAGGUGAAGGGAAGCUCUCGAGACAAACACGUGGAGGAGCGGACGCUGUCACAGCGGCAGGAUGAGAAUCGCCAUUCAGCUCGGCAACAGGCCCAAGUGGAGCAACAGCUGCGGUAUAAAGAAAAGGUGACAGAGAUGAGGAGGAAGAGAAACUCUGGUCCACUUAAAGAGCAAAAAGACAAGUAUACAGAGCACAGACAGACCCAUGGCAGCAGUCGUGAGCCUCUGCUGGAGAACAUCACAAGUGACUAUGACCUAGAGCUAUUCAGAAAAGCCCAGGCACGUGCCUUGGAUGAUCUUGAAAAACUCCGGCUGCAGGGUCAGGUAACGGAGGGCGGCAACAUGAUAAAGACCAUUGUGUUCGGCCGCUACGAGUUGGACACCUGGUACCACUCGCCGUACCCUGAAGAGUACGCCCGCCUCGGCCGUCUCUACAUGUGCGAGUUCUGCCUCAAAUACAUGAAGAGUCAGACCAUUCUGCGACGUCACAUGGCCAAAUGUGUGUGGAAACAUCCACCAGGUGAUGAGAUUUACAGAAAAGGGGCUAUAUCUGUUUUUGAAGUGGAUGGCAAGAAGAACAAGAUUUAUUGUCAAAACCUGUGCCUCCUUGCCAAACUCUUCCUGGACCACAAAACUUUGUACUACGAUGUGGAGCCGUUCCUCUUUUAUGUGAUGACCGAAGCUGACAAUACCGGCUGCCAUCUUGUCGGAUACUUCUCCAAGGAAAAGAAUUCAUUCCUGAACUACAAUGUCUCCUGCAUCCUGACCAUGCCACAGUAUAUGAGGCAGGGUUAUGGCAAGAUGCUGAUUGAUUUCAGUUAUUUGCUGUCCAAAGUAGAGGAGAAGGUUGGCUCCCCUGAACGGCCUCUCUCUGACCUGGGACUCAUCAGUUACAGGAGUUACUGGAAAGAAGUGCUCCUGCGCUACUUGCACAAAUUUCAGGGCAAAGAGAUCUCCAUUAAAGAAAUCAGCCAAGAAACAGCGGUCAACCCUGUAGACAUUGUCAGCACUUUACAGUCACUCCAGAUGCUGAAGUACUGGAAAGGAAAGCAUCUGAUUCUAAAAAGACAGGAUCUGAUUGAUGAUUGGAAAACCAAAGAGGAAAAACGUGGAAGCAGCAAGACUAUUGACCCUACGUCCUUGAAGUGGAGCCCACCCAAAGGAACCUAAGAGAUUAAUCUGCAUGCUCUUCACUGUUUGCUGUAGCUUAGCUGGUCUUGGUCACUACUAGAAUAGUUCAACACAUAGGAAGGUGUUCUCUUUCAUAGGUUCACACAACAAUGCAUAGCUAUGACGCUUUGGGAAUGCCCCUUGGGUGUGCAGAUUGUCUGAAGCCUGAAUGGAAUCAUGCCAA
Molecule: messenger RNA, 2349 nt
Organism: Carassius carassius (crucian carp)
Lineage: Eukaryota; Metazoa; Chordata; Actinopteri; Cypriniformes; Cyprinidae
Product: histone acetyltransferase KAT7-like
Exons: 15
Coding region: 309-2165 (618 amino acids)
Biological process (GO): regulation of DNA-templated transcription
Cellular component (GO): nucleus
Molecular function (GO): zinc ion binding; histone acetyltransferase activity
Source: RefSeq, a predicted model, not a curated record